UUGUCACUAGUGUACUCAGCACAUGCGCAGCUAGCUCCAAAACAGUAGAACUCCUGGAGUCUCGCUCAAAUUCUUCCGCAUCGCAAACCAAUCAACCGCGCAUAUCCCAGGGCAGCAUCAGCAUCGAUUGACCACCAUGUCGCACAAUUUUCAGCUGCGCAGCUCGGCUCUCCCCGUGCGAUUCUUCCCCGGUGGACUCGGCGCCCGCUUGUCGUGCAAUGAGCCCAAGCAUCUUGGCAGCAGCAGCAGCGUCGGAGUCGCUGUAGCAUCGCCGGCAAGAACAAUGCAACGGCACCAGGCGAAGGCGACGGCGAAGGAGAUGGGGGUGCAGGAGACGGCCCAAGGAAGCGCGGCGCUCGGGUGGGCGGCCAGGGACGCCUCCGGCGUCCUCUCCCCAUUCGACUUCUCAAGAAGGGCUCAGAAAGACGACGAUGUGACGAUCAAGGUGCUCUACUGCGGCAUCUGCCACACUGACCUCUACACUAUCAAGAACGAGUGGGGAACCGCAAUGUACCCCGUUGUUCCUGGGCACGAGAUCCUCGGCGUCGUGACCAGCGUCGGCAGCGGCGUCACCAAGUUCAAGGCCGGCGAGACGGUGGGCGUGGGCUACUUCCUCGGGUCCUGCCGCUCCUGCGAGUGCUGCGGGAACGGGUACGAGAACUACUGCUCCGGCAUGGUGCUCACCUCCAACGGCAUCGACCGCGAGCACGGCGGCGAGGUCACCCAGGGCGGGUUCUCCGACGUCAUCGUCGCCAACCAGGACUACGUGGUGCGCGUCCCGGACGGGCUGCCGCUGGCCGGGGCCGCGCCGCUGCUAUGCGCGGGCGUCACGGUGUACAGCCCGAUGAUGCGCUUCGGCCUCAACGCGCCGGGGAAGCACCUGGGCGUCGUCGGCCUGGGCGGCCUCGGCCACGUCGCCGUCAAGUUCGGCAAGGCCUUCGGCAUGAAGGUCACCGUCAUCAGCACGUCGCCGGGCAAGCGUGAGGAGGCGCUGGAGCGGCUCGGCGCCGACGAGUUCCUGGUCAGCCGGGACCCCGAGCAGAUGCAGGCGGCGUUCGGCACCAUGGACGGCAUCCUCGACACCGUGUCGGCGUGGCACCCGAUCUCGCCGCUGUUCGCGCUGAUGAAGCCGAUGGGACAGAUGGUGUUCGUGGGCGGGCCAACCAAGCCGCUAGAGCUGCCGGCGUACGCCAUCGUGCCGGGCGGGAAGGGCAUCGCUGGGAACUGCGUCGGCGGCAUCAGGGACUGCCAGGCCAUGCUCGAGUUCGCGGGGAAGCACGGCAUCACUGCCGAGGUGGAGGUCAUCAAGAUGGACUACGUUAACACAGCUCUCGAGCGGCUCGAGAAGAACGACGUCCGCUACCGCUUCGUCAUCGACGUGGCCGGCAGCCUCGGCUCAACCGCAUAAGCUGGUAUAACCAUUCCCGUUAACAUGACAGUGGUAAUUUUCUUCGGCGAAUGCAUGCACAUCUAGAGCUUUUUGUAACCAUUACCGUUAAUAUCUCUGUUUAAAAUAAAGACGCGGCUACGGGCUAGAGCCUUUAAAGAUUAAA
This is a messenger RNA of Lolium perenne, 1553 nucleotides long. Its product is annotated as probable cinnamyl alcohol dehydrogenase 8D. NCBI's taxonomy places the organism in Eukaryota, Viridiplantae, Streptophyta, Magnoliopsida, Poales, Poaceae. Gene Ontology annotation, molecular function: oxidoreductase activity, acting on the CH-OH group of donors, NAD or NADP as acceptor. The record is from RefSeq and is a predicted model, not a curated record.